AUGGCGACUUUGGCAACGGAACGCACGGCCGAGCCCACACCAACUGGACUGGUCGUUGGUCUGGCAACCACCUCCACCAUUGAAGAAGCAAAAAGUAUCGCGGACCACCUUGUGGGCAAUCAUCUUGCCGCUUGCGUCCAACUCGUUCCUGCAAUUGAAAGCGUUUACCAAUGGAAAGGAAAAAUUGAGAAAAGUUCGGAAGUUCUUCUGAUCAUAAAGACGCAGAGAUCCAAUGCUCAACUCGUGGUGGACGCCAUUAAGCAGCAGCAUUCGUAUGAUGUUCCCGAGGUGGUGUUCACUGACAUCGUGGAUGGCAACGCAGAUUACAUUAACUGGGCGCGAGCCGCCAUGCAGCCGAAGACUCUCUGA
This is a messenger RNA of Cyclospora cayetanensis, 369 nucleotides long. Its product is annotated as divalent-cation tolerance protein CutA-like. Gene Ontology annotation, biological process: response to metal ion. The transcript is spliced from 5 exons. The record is from RefSeq and is a predicted model, not a curated record. Gene Ontology annotation, molecular function: copper ion binding. NCBI's taxonomy places the organism in Eukaryota, Apicomplexa, Conoidasida, Eucoccidiorida, Eimeriidae. The coding region runs from base 1 to 369 and encodes 122 amino acids.